AUGUCCCCAAUUGGCUCCGGGUUGUUAACCACAUUUACUACUGAUGCUAAUCUUUCAAAACUAAUAUGCUUUCAAGCAUUGCUUGGCUUUGGUAUAGGCAUCGGCAUUCAAGCACCACAGGUUGCAGCUCAAACCACUUUAUCCUCGGAAGACAUACCUAUCGGAAUCUCUGCAGUCAUGUUUGCACAUGGAAUAGGACCCGCAGUGUUUGUGUCUGCCGCACAAUCCAUUUUCAUUAGUCGGCUGAAGGUGUACUUGGCAGACUUUUCUACGCAGGCAAAUGCCACUCUCCUGGGAGAUUCUGGCCUCAACAAUAUGAUAUCCCACGUAGAGGCGGACAAGCUUCAAGGUGUACUUAAAGCAUGCGAUAAAGCUGUCACUGAAGCAUUCUUCCUCCCUGUUACUCUGACAAUUCUUGGUAUGGCUGGGGCUGCAAGCAUCAGAUGGCAUUUGGUGAAGCAGAGAUAUACUUGA
Talaromyces rugulosus is the source of this 474-nucleotide messenger RNA. RefSeq lists its product as uncharacterized. The record is from RefSeq and is a predicted model, not a curated record. Gene Ontology annotation, biological process: transmembrane transport. Gene Ontology annotation, molecular function: transmembrane transporter activity. The coding region runs from base 1 to 474 and encodes 157 amino acids. The transcript has a single exon. NCBI's taxonomy places the organism in Eukaryota, Fungi, Ascomycota, Eurotiomycetes, Eurotiales, Trichocomaceae.